GAAAAUACACGUAUUAAAAUUUGACACAUGUCAGUGGUAUUUGACAGAAAGGCUGGGGAAAUUGGAGGAGACGGUUGGAACCUGAUGGAUACUGAAGAGAGAUCCAAACACACUGGGAGAUCUCGAGGUUUGGUGUGGUACAUUGGAGCUGCAGUGUGCCUGGGGCUGCUGUAUCUUCUUCUGCUGGUUGUGAUCUUAAGCUAUGUGGCCAACAAUAACAAAGCCACCAGUCCUCAGGGCACUGACCAACUGCAAUUUUUCACACUUGGUCAGACCGAGUGUGAAAACAUGACUCUUCAGUGGAUCCAGUUACAGAAGCGCUACAACACGUUGUCAAAAAGCAGAAACCAGCUACAGACCAUGUUCAGUUCUCUGAAUGAAGAGAGAGACGCUCUCAGAGAUGAGAGAGACCAACUGAAAAUGGAUGCAAGCAACCUGACUAAAGAGAUGGAGCUGCUUCAGAGCCGAUUCAACACUGUGGUUACCAUGCGAGAUGAGUUACAAGAGGAGGUCAAAAAGUUGAAUCUCAACAGAACAAAUAAACUUUGUCCCGAUGAUUGGAAAAAAUACAACAACAAAUGCUACUAUGUCUCUGCUCAAGCAGUGACCAAAAGCUGGGACAGAAGCAAAAAAGACUGCGAAGACAGAGGAGCUCAUUUGGUGAUUAUAAACUCACAAAAUGAACAGGACUUUGUCAAAAAAUUUUACAGCCGAAUCUGGAUAGGUCUGUCUGACAAAGACAUAGAGAACAAGUGGAAGUGGGUGGAUGGGACUGAUCUGGUAGGUGACGGAUACUGGCAAGAAGGGGAGCCCAACAAUGAUCGUAAUAUUGAGGACUGUGUGGAGCUCUCUAGUAGAGGAGGCGGAUGGAAUGACAUGCCUUGUUCUGACAGGUUAUCAUGGGUUUGUGAGUAUAACCUUCCAUUGUGAAGCCAUACAAGUUUGUCUUUUGGUUUAUGGUGUUAAGUUUCUUCUAUCACAUUGUACAGUGCAUCACAUAUUUGCAUAUUCAAGUCCAUCUUCUCUCUUAAUGUCAUUUGCCAGUGUUGUUGUCUGGACUUUUCGCUGAGUCCACUGACUGUAUAUAAAUAUGGACAACUUGUCUCCACUUCUUAUCGCUCAACAAAAGUAAAGCCAAGAUACCACCUUUCUAGGAGCUGCCAUCUUGCUUGUGUGUGUCAUUAUUUGGGCGGCAGGUUUAAGAGUGGCUGUCACA
Scomber scombrus (Atlantic mackerel) is the source of this 1216-nucleotide messenger RNA. Its product is annotated as low affinity immunoglobulin epsilon Fc receptor-like. Bases 28 to 930 code for a protein of 300 amino acids. The record is from RefSeq and is a predicted model, not a curated record. The transcript has 4 exons. NCBI's taxonomy places the organism in Eukaryota, Metazoa, Chordata, Actinopteri, Scombriformes, Scombridae.